UUUCAUUCCUGCUCCCAUUCCGCGCAUAUUUCGCAUCCUUGGAGAGACGCUGCGCAUUUUACGCACUCCGCGCGCCCCGAUCGUCCAUCAGCGCCAAGCCGAGUGCGCCGUCCGGAGUUGGCCGAGCGCUUCCCGGUUCUACGGCGGCUCCGAUCCGGUGGGAAAAGUGGGAAUUAAAAGGAGAAAAGCGGCGUUUGGAUCGAGGUGUUGGUCCUUCUGAUGCUGGGUUCUCCAUCGACUGGCUGACUUGUUUUUUUUUCCACUCCUGGCUGCUGUUUAGUAACAUCCAUACUGUACCAAUAGCUGGACACCUGUACGAGUUACCAUUAAUAUUCUUUACAUCAAAACCCCACCAUAAGCCAAGCGCUGUUAGCUGCCAGUAUGGAGCGCAGUAGCUGGAGUGGCAGUGAGAGUCCAGGGGAGGACAUGGACAGACUCAGUGAUUCAGGAGGAGACAAGACAAUGGACGGGGACCCCGAGGGGGUCUGGAGCCCGGAUAUCGAGCAGAGCUUCCAGGAGGCCCUGGCCAUCUAUCCACCCUGUGGGAGGAGGAAGAUUAUACUGUCAGAUGAAGGGAAGAUGUACGGGCGAAACGAGCUGAUAGCCAGAUACAUCAAACUCCGAACAGGCAAGACGCGGACAAGAAAACAGGUAUCCAGUCAUAUCCAAGUCUUGGCCAGAAGGAAAUCCAGGGAGUUCCAGUCCAAACUAAAGGACCAGAAUGCCAAGGAGAAAGCUCUGCAAAGCAUCUCAUCCAUGUCCUCGGCUCAGAUCGUUUCAGCCACAGCCAUACACAGCAAGCUGCUGCCUGGAAUAGUGCGGGCCAGCUUCCCCGGCAACGCGCAGCUGUGGCAGGGGAUGAUUCCUGGAGGGCAGUCCAGCUCCACCACGGAAGACAUCAAGCCGUUCUCCCAGCAGGCCUACCCUGUGCAGACAGCAGGGACCACCGCAAUCGCAGCCUAUGAGCCUGCUGCAGCUGCCCAAACCCACAGAGAGCCAGCAUGGCAGGGGCGAUCCAUCGGCACCACCAAACUACGACUGGUGGAGUUUUCAUCUUUCUUAGAGACGCAGAGGGAUCAGGAGGCAUACAAUAAGCACCUGUUUGUGCACAUCAGCCAGAGCAGCCCGAGCUACAGCGACCCGCUGCUGGAGUGUGUGGACAUCAGGCAAAUCUACGACAAGUUCCCCGAGAAGAAGGGCGGAUUGAAGGAGCUUUUCAGCAAGGGCCCACAGAACGCAUUCUAUUUGAUCAAGUUCUGGGCGGACCUGAAUUACAGCGUACAGGACGACUCGGCUGCCUUCUAUGGCGUAACCAGCCAGUAUGAAAGCUCAGAGAACAUGACCAUCACCUGCUCCACAAAGGUCUGCUCCUUUGGCAAGCAGGUGGUUGAGAAGGUGGAGACGGAGUACGCAAGGUUUGAAAACGGACGUUUCGUCUACAGAAUCAGCCGCUCUCCCAUGUGUGAAUACAUGAUCAACUUCAUCCACAAGCUGAAACAUUUGCCUGAGAAAUACAUGAUGAACAGCGUCCUGGAAAACUUCACUAUACUGCUGGUGGUGAGCAACAGAGACACUCAGGAGACCUUGCUGUGUAUGGCAUGUGUGUUUGAGGUGUCAAACAACGACCACGGAGCACAGCACCACAUCUAUCGACUGGUCAAGGAAUAACACACUCCUUCUGAUCAACGGAAGCACAUCUAUGGCCUUUGCUUGGUGAUCAUUCAUGGUGACAUUGAUGGGAGAGAAAUUUAUCCCUUAGAAGCUACCAAAACGUCAGUCCACCAAAAAAAAAAAAAAUAAAAUCAAUAAUGCUAAAUAAUAAAGUACAGAUUAAAAUGGUUGCAUUUUCACUGCCAAUUUAUAAACUAGCCAUCAACAAAAGCAGUUGGAUAGUAGGCUGUCCCCGCCCCCCCGCAGAACUCCACCACAUGAGGAGCGUUUAUCGUCUCUCCCACUAAAUCCAUUUUCUUAGUGCACCAGAAUUUUACGGCAGUGAUGACAGGAAUAAAAGUGGGAUUCAUGUGAUAUGCUUUUGGGGAAAACAACAGAGGGAGAAGAAGAGACAUCACCCCCUGGUGGAGGAAAAAAGCAUUAUCAGCCAAGACAUUCCGAAGGUCAGACCCUGUGUGUCAUCAAUGAAUUGUUAUGGGGGGAAAACAAGGACAUUUCUGCAUAAUGGUAUGGUAGAAUAUAGAUCUGGAUGUGUGCAGAUAGACACUGCAGGUUGUGCCAGUUGGGCUCUUGCACAAGAGGUGUUUCCCAAAGAAAAAGAAUCCAAGUUUAUACUUUUUUGUAUGUUUCCUUUAACACACUCAAAAAAAAAAAGAAAAGAAAAAAAAACUUGGGAUGUUGUUUUAUGGAUUGUAGCAUAUAGAUUAUAUUUCAAUUCCCCAACUAUCUUAAAUUUAUUAAAGCAUAAUGGGGGAAAAAACAGAAACAAUUCAGGUACCUAUUUGUGCAGCAGGCGACUCUUCAUCCAACCCUUUAGACUUUAGUCCAGAUUUUACUGAAUACAGCACAGAGAUGGUGGAUUCUGGUAAAGACUGAGACAAAUGAUGACAAGUAUGGAGUCAAUUUUUUUCCAUUAUUUUUGCAAAAAAAAGAAACAUAAAAAGGAUGCAAUUAAUCUUUGAAACACUUCUUAAUCAACAAAGAUUCUGAGGAAUUUUGCUGUUUUCUAAGCUUUUAUUCGUUUUAUAAUUUUUCUUAUCUUUAAUCUUUAAAAAAAAACCUUUUAUUCUUUUUUCAGAUUUCUCUUUUUCAUAUUGAACUCUCUACAUUCUCUUGACUUCUGGGGCGGGCUUUUCUAUGGAGUUAGGAGCAAAAACAAAUUUCUGUUGGUUUGCUUGGAUGUAAGCAACAAAAAUUUUUAUCGAUCAUGAAUGAGAAUUUGCACUGGGCUCGAAGUAAAGAGAAUGUUAUCUGUGAAACGCAAUUUUAAAAGAAUACAACUCAAUCUGAAAAAGAAAUAUUAUAAAAAAUAUACAAAGAAAGAAAAUUGAAAACUAAAGUCUUAAAAGACAGCAAAGUUUUUCAAAGUUUCAUUUUUUUUAUGCAUUUUUUUUUUCUUUUCAAAUUUUUACAAAAAAAUGUUAUCGUUAAACAAUAUUGGAACAAAGUUCACUCCAUAGAAUGAUCCAAGACACUGGGAUCAUUAUUUAAACACUCUUUAGAUUCCUUGGAAAAGCACUGUGAUUGUCUCUUAAACUGCAUCAUGCAUAAAGUCUGGUUAAAGCAUUUUUAUUUCAGUAUUUCUACCAGCAAACUAGAGCCUUAAUGCCCGAACCACCAAAACCUGAGAUUCUUCUCAACCUGUUCCGACCGACUGCCAUGGCUGCAGGCUUAAGAAGCUCCUGCGUCAGGAUUAUCGAUGACACCCUUCCCCUUCUAUCACUACCCUCCUUUAUGAAUCCAAAACCAAAAAAAGCUCUGAUGAUGGUGGAGUAUCUUGUAGCAGUUGUUCUCCGAUGGCUUGUCUGUGUUAUACUAAGCAGUGUGAAGUGCCUUUGGCUGCAGACAGCAGUAGACAUUUCUGUUCGGUUUCACUGAUGCUCCAUGUUUUAGAGGAAGCUCUGUUGGCGUAAAUGAACUCCGGUUUCCUGCUGUCUUUGUAUCCUGUUAUCUAAAGUCUGAUAUUUAAUGUAUUAUUUCAAUGACGGUCAGCACUGGAUCCUCUUGAAAGAUCUGUUUAUUUUCACAGUUAAAUGGAUCUUUCCCUCUUUUUUUUCUUUCUUUUUUUGGUAUUUAUUGGCAGUGUUUGUUGUGUUUGUUUUUGUGCAUCAGAUGUAAUUGCUUCAUGUUAGAAGAGCUUGCACACUUCAUCUAAUGAGGGGUCUCAAUCAAACUACACCUUUUUUUUAGAAGAACAAUAGUUAAAGUCCAAUUCCAACACGAACCUCUACUGAAUAACUGUCUAAUUAGUUAAAUGCAUGGGCUGGCAUGAUAAGAAUAAAAAAUAUUGCAUUUUUGAUGUAUUUGGGACUAAAAAUCAAAACAAGAAAGAAUCAAUAUCAAUAUUAAUUUAUGUCAUUUAAAACAGAAGAGCAACCAUUAUUCCUGCUGCUAGAAUUAAAUAAAAUUAAGUGGCUUUCAAAGAGAAAACAAAUACCAGGCCUGGUUAUAAAAAAAGUUUUGAGUUUAAUGAUUUACAAAUAGUUUCCACUUCUAAUGCAACAUUUAUCAUGUACGAGCAACUGAACCCACUAACCAAAGUGCUAGCUCAACUUUAUUUGACUUUAUUAAUCUGAUUAAUUCCAAAUUAAGUUCAGCUAGCACAGUGCUAGCUCAACUAGCACGAACAAAAGUGCUAGCUCAACUUUAUUUCACUUUAUUAACCUGAUUGAUUCGAAAUAAAGAUUAGCUAGCACAGUGCUAGCUCAACUACCACUGACCAAAGUGCUAACUCAACUUUAUUUCACUUUAUUAACCUGAUAAAUUCGAAAUAAAGCUGAGCUAGCACAGUGCUAGCUAAACUAGCCCUAACCAAAGAGCUAACUCAACUUUAUUUCACUUUAUUAACCUGAUUAAUUCAAAAAAAAGCUGAGCUAGCACAGUGCUAGCUCAACUAGCACUAACCAAAGUGCUCGCUCAACUUUAUUUGGACUUAAUCAGAUUGGAAAUUACUUAAAGAGUGGAUGUAGUGAAACAGAUUGAAUGUUAAACUUGAAAUGCUAAUCAAUAAGGAUGCAGCACAUUUAACAGCUUUAUUGCUAAAUACAUAUACAUUCGAUAAAUAAUUACUAAUUCCAUGGUGUUUUCCUGAGUACUAAGGGUGUGAAUUUGUAAGAAUUUGAUUCAAUACGUGUCACGAUAAAAUAUAUCCCGAUAUAUUAACAAAGAGCUCUGCUUUGCUGCACUGCCAACUAGUGGCUGGAGGUUUAAGAGUUAUAGUAAAAAGAAUUUAAAUGCAUGCUUUCAUUCUAUUUAUAUUUAAGAUCCAUUUGGCCUGAUUUUGAAUCAAUAAAAUAAAAUUCUCUAUUCAAUCCUGUACCGUGUUUUUAAAAGACCACUGGUAGAAUAACAAGCUGAUGUUAGCCGUUUAUUUAGCCAAGCCAUUUAUUCAGUUAGCUAGCUCAAAAAGUAGUUUUAAAAACGCAAAAGCAACCAGUGAUGCUAAUUUAAUUACUACACUGUUAUGUAUGUUAAAUAUUACAUCCUAAAAUAAUGAACAAUAAGCCACAUUUGUUUUCUCAGUUACCUUAUUAUAAAGGGAAAUAUUCGCAAUUUCAAAACUUUUUUUAAAAACAUAGUUAUACUAUUGUACUGGGAACCAGCCCGUUACCAGUUUCUCUAAAGUGCACAUAAAUGUAAGUUAUUAAGAAUUAAUCAAAUGGUGUCCUUUUCAGAGCCAUUCAAAAGAAAGUUUUAGGAUUUCACUUGAUAAAUGAAAUAAACCCAACAUUCAAUGGCAGCAGAGUGAAUUUGGUCCCGCUUUUCAUCGCCAAAGCCCUAUUUCUGCUGAGUGUUUAUAAAUGCAGGAACAUUUUGGCCCUUUAAUCUCUCUAAUAAUGCAAAACUCAAAAGAAUUUUUAAACAUUAAAUAUUUUAAUGCUUGUAUAUUAGGUAGAGGUUCAGCUGCUUAGCUGUUAGGAAAAUGCAUUUGUCUAAAACCACCAGUGGGAGUCAUGGAUAGUUUCAGCGAAGGCUGCUUCCUUCGCUCCCAAGUGUUAAAAAUUCCUCGCAGUCCUUUGGCAAGUGUUUUUUUUUUUUUUUUUUUCAGCUUAAGAUUUUUUCUACUGAGUUAAUGUUGAAUCACCUGAAUCUAAAGAUGAAAAUAGGUGCAGUCAUAAAAUGAGGCCCAAAAGUGUCGAAAAAUUGAAAAAUCAAAAAGCAAAAAAACCCCAAGAAAGCAGAAAUGGUUGCUCCUAUGAUUUUCUGCCAGCUGCGAUGGUUAGAGGUGUCCAUAAGGCGUCAUGCAGUGUAGCAGAUGCCUCCAUUCUGAAACAUUUCCUGAUCGACGGCCAAUCUGACCUUUUUCUGGUUCAAAUUCAUCUCUGUUAACCUUAAGACCUCUGAAUUUAUGACCGACCGACAGAGUUUUGUCUCACGCUGCACUAAUUUGUUUGCAGACAGGCUUAAAGAGUCUCUACCCCAGUAUCAACAUGCAGCAUGUGAGUGUUAACCUAGCAGGCCGCCUCGAAGCCGCUGAUGCUGUUUGGACAUCGGAUACCACCUGCUUACCAAAGACUGUAACAAUGAGGCACAAAAUACAGCAAAGUAAUGAUGUCAUGGGAGCAGCAAAUAAUCUGGACACAUCCUAACAUCUAAGCUGGCAGCCUGUGUUAAAACUGCAGGAAAUAGAUCUCUAUAAACUGUGAGUUGUUAUAAAAAGGUCUGUUUGCAGUCAGAUAAAUGUUCUCUUUUGAAUACCUUCUCAUCCUGUUGGCAUUAAAGGGUAACUCAGUGUGCAAACUCCAUGCCUGAAGGUGUGGCUGGAGUAGAGCUCAGCCUGUGUGCUUAAUGUUGUCUUGUGUGUGUAAUUGAGGCAUUUAUCUCCUAUCCUGAACCAUGUUUGGCAGAGAUCCUGUCUGUAAAUCAGCUCCAAAAUGGCCUUGAAACUUUUCGCUCCUGUGGACAUGCAGCACGCCUGAACGUUCACUGAGGCUUUCCAGAAGGUGCUUUGUAUGAAAGUAACAAUAACCUUUAUUACAGAUGUUGUGUAUAUCUUUGAUAUCCUGAUGUUUAUCCUAUUUUGUGAAGAAGAGAGAACAUUUAGAAGAAAAAAAAAAUGAAGCCAGAAACUAGUAAUAUGUGUGUGUGAAUUGGAGUUUCACAGGGUCUGAUCUUUGCUUUGUAACUUUUAUUCCCCUCAUAUGGCUAAAAGUAUGUUAGAUAUUUUCUAGCUUUGUAGACACUUUGUACGCAUAUGCUAUUCAGUUUAAAUAAAUUGUCAGUUCUAAACUGUGA
Messenger RNA from Cyprinodon variegatus (sheepshead minnow), 6906 nucleotides. RefSeq names its product transcriptional enhancer factor TEF-1-like. Bases 382 to 1668 code for a protein of 428 amino acids. The transcript is spliced from 12 exons. Gene Ontology annotation, molecular function: RNA polymerase II cis-regulatory region sequence-specific DNA binding; DNA-binding transcription factor activity, RNA polymerase II-specific. Gene Ontology annotation, cellular component: transcription regulator complex. Gene Ontology annotation, biological process: regulation of transcription by RNA polymerase II; embryonic organ development; hippo signaling. The record is from RefSeq and is a predicted model, not a curated record. NCBI's taxonomy places the organism in Eukaryota, Metazoa, Chordata, Actinopteri, Cyprinodontiformes, Cyprinodontidae.